Panicum virgatum (switchgrass) is the source of this 2934-nucleotide messenger RNA. RefSeq names its product protein VAC14 homolog. Bases 320 to 2539 code for a protein of 739 amino acids. The transcript has 19 exons. Gene Ontology annotation, cellular component: endosome membrane; PAS complex. Lineage: Eukaryota; Viridiplantae; Streptophyta; Magnoliopsida; Poales; Poaceae. The record is from RefSeq and is a predicted model, not a curated record. Gene Ontology annotation, biological process: positive regulation of kinase activity; phosphatidylinositol biosynthetic process.
GAAGGAAAAUAGCAGCGGCGCCGGAUCCCCUUCCCACUCCGCCCCCUCGCCUCCAGAUCACACCACCGUUGCCUCCGCCUCCAAAUCCAUUCCUAGGCUGGUGCUCUUGCUGCGAGCGAGCUCGGGUUGGGUUCAGGGCUCUAGGGUUUCGCCUCUCCGCUCCCUGUUCUCAACGCCUGGAGCCUGGCCCGUCGGGUUAGGGUUGGCUCGCGGCUGCGUGGUCCGUGGGGUGGGGGUGCGGCCGAUGCGGCGAUCGCCGGCGAUCGGGAGGCUGUAGCAGCGGCGGGGGAGGGGGAUCUCCCGGGAGGUUUCUCCGGCGAUGGCCGCGGACGCGCUCUCCAUCAUCCCGGGCGCCGUGCUGCGGAACCUCUCCGACAAGCUCUACGAGAAGCGGAAGAACGCCGCGCUUGAGAUUGAGGGGAUCGUGAAGCAGCUCGCAACGGCUGGGGAGCAUGAGAAGAUUUCAGCGGUCAUCUCGCUGCUCAUCAACGAUUUCACCUACUCGCCACAAGCGAACCAUCGGAAGCAGGGUGGGUUGAUUGGCCUCGCAGCAGUUACCGUCGGACUCACCAGUGAGGCAGCUCAGCAUCUCGAGCAAAUUGUGCCUCCUGUGCUUAGUUCUUUCUUGGACCAAGAUAGCAGAGUGCGCUACUAUGCUUGUGAAGCACUAUACAACAUAGCAAAGGUUGUAAGAGGGGAUUUCAUCAUCUACUUCAACAAGAUUUUUGAUGCGUUAUGCAAGCUUUCUGCAGAUUCCGAUGCUAAUGUGCAGAGUGCAGCUCAUCUUCUUGACAGGCUUGUCAAGGAUAUUGUAACUGAGAGUGAUCAGUUCAGCAUUGAAGAAUUCAUACCGCUCUUGAGAGAGCGCAUGAAUGUGUUGAACCCUUAUGUGAGACAAUUUUUGGUGGGUUGGAUAACAGUGUUGGACAGUGUUCCUGAUAUUGACAUGCUUGGUUUCCUUCCUGAUUUUCUCGAUGGUAAUCCCUCCCUUUCUCCAAGUGCAUUACUUCUAUUGACUGUUCAGCAACAUUUCUAUCGCUACCCGCCUACCCCUGCAGGUUUAUUCAAUAUGCUGAGUGAUUCCAGUCAUGAGAUAAGGCAGCAAGCCGAUGCAGCACUUUCAGAGUUUCUGCAGGAGAUAAAGAACUCACCAAAUGUAGAUUAUGGUCGUAUGGCUGAAAUACUUGUUCGGAGGGCAGGCUCUACUGAUGAAUUCACUCGGUUGACGUCUAUCACCUGGAUCAAUGAGUUUGUGAAGCUUGGUGGGGAACAACUCGUUCCUUACUACGCCGAUAUAUUGGGCGCCAUCUUACCAUGCAUAUCUGAUGAGGAGGAGAAAAUCCGAGUGGUUGCACGUGAAACAAAUGAGGAACUUCGUGCUAUCAAUGCUGAUCCAGCUGAGGGAUUUGAUAUCGGAGCAAUCCUUUCAAUUGGAAAAAGAGAAUUGAAUAGUGAACAUGAGGCCACUCGAAUUGAAGCAUUACAUUGGUUCUCCACUCUACUGGCUCGAUACCGUGUUGAGUUCUUGGCGUACCUGAACGAUAUUUUCGAUCCACUUCUAAAUGCACUUUCUGAUCCUUCAGAUGCGGUCGUCCUAUUAGUAUUGGAAGUUCAUGCAUGUAUAGCUGAAGAGUCUCACCACUUCCAUCAUCUUGUAUCUUACCUAAUCCGCACCUUCCACAACAAUCAUGUUCUGCUCGAGAAGCGUGGUGCUUUGAUAGUCCGUCGACUCUGUGUUCUUCUUGGUGCUGAAAAAGUAUAUCGGGAGUUCUCCACUAUUCUUGAGAGUGAAAUUGACCUUGAUUUUGCAUCCGUCAUGGUUCAGGCUUUGAAUUUGAUUUUGCUCACAUCAACUGAACUUGGUGGGCUCCGCUCUCUUCUUAAGAAGUCAUUAGUGGAUUCCUGUGGCAAGGACUUGUUUCAGUCUUUAUAUGCUUCAUGGCGCCACUCUCCGAUGGCUACAAUUAGCUUGUGUUUGCUUGCUCAGGCAUACAGUCACGCAAGCUGUGUUAUUCAGUCUCUGGGAGAAGAAGACAUAAAUGUUAAAUUUUUGGUUCAAUUAGAUAAAUUGAUCCGUCUCUUGGAGACUCCAGUAUUUGCUUACUUGCGUUUACAGCUUCUUGAGCCUGGAAAACACACCUGGCUUCUGAAAACUCUUUAUGGUCUCCUAAUGCUGUUGCCUCAGCAAAGUGCAGCCUUCAAGAUCUUGAGGACUCGACUGAAAACUGUGCCGUUCAGUGAAAAUAUUAAGCGCACAUCUUCAGCAAAUCCAUACUCUCAGAUUCUGCAAGUGACAGAAGACGGCAAUCGAAACCAAGACACACAGAACUAUAGUGCAAUCAAUUUCCCAUCCCUUCUUCUGCAAUUCGAGAACAUGCAGCAGCAGCACCGAAACCAUUUGAAGGGUCAACUGCAAUCCCGCAAAUCUGCUUCAGCUGCAACAUUAUCGCAGGAGAUACAAAGAUAUGAAGAAGCACACUCCUCUUCGCUAUCAGAGAUUAGCAGGCUCCCAUCAGGAGCACCCAAAGGCAUUUCAUGAUGCAUUUGGUUGCUCGGGAUGUGUGAUAUAUUUGCCGGACGCAUCAUCACAAAUCUGUUGGGGCUUUCGUUAGUCUCCUUGAUUUUUUCAAAGGAGGUUGCAUAGGGUAAAUAGAGUGUAAUCUUUUUUGUUUCAUUCCUAGAUUUUGUCGAGGAAUGGCAAUUAUUUGUUGGAGAAAGCUCGUUUCCGCGCUCUAGUCAUUCUUAUUUUUUUUCCCUAGCUGUUUCACUGCUCAUCUGGUUUCUGUAAUUUUUCAAUUGAAGGCCAAAUGAGCAAAGUAGUAUUUGGAGAUAUGUUACUAAUGUUCUGCUUAUCGAUCUCCAAUAAAUCAGCAAUGCAAUGUAAAUUCCAGUUCCUGGCUCUUAAUAUAUGCCUAUAUGAUAUUCCUGGCCUUC